GCCUCGCUGCCGCGCCAUUUUGCCGGGGUUUGAAUGUGAGGUGGAGCGGUGGCAGGAGUGGGUGGUGGCAGGUACAGUCCGCGGCUGAGAUUUUCUUCUCCAUUCGUGUAUUUCCACGAGGUUUUAUUGCAAUGGAGCUCAGCGAUGCAAAUUUGCAGACGCUAACAGAAUAUUUAAAGAAAACUCUUGAUCCUGACCCCGCCAUCAGACGUCCAGCUGAGAAGUUUCUUGAGUCUGUAGAAGCAAGUCAGAAUUACCCACUGUUGCUUUUAACACUGCUGGAGAAGUCCCAGGAUAACGUUAUCAAAGUGUGUGCCUCCGUAACAUUCAAGAACUACAUUAAAAGGAACUGGAGAGUUGUUGAAGAUGAACCAAACAAAAUUUGUGAAGCCGACCGAGUAGCCAUUAAAGCCAACAUAGUUCAUUUGAUGCUUAGCAGCCCAGAGCAAAUUCAGAAGCAGUUAAGUGAUGCCAUUAGCAUUAUUGGUAGAGAAGAUUUCCCUCAGAAAUGGCCUGACUUGUUGACAGAAAUGGUGAAUCGCUUUCAGAGUGGUGAUUUUCAUGUUAUUAAUGGAGUCCUUCGCACAGCACAUUCUCUUUUUAAAAGAUACCGCCAUGAAUUUAAAUCAAACGAAUUAUGGACUGAAAUUAAACUUGUCCUGGAUGCCUUUGCUUUGCCUUUGACUAAUCUCUUUAAGGCCACCAUUGAACUCUGUAAUACCCAUGCAAAUGAUGCCGCUGCCCUGAGGAUUCUUUUUUCUUCCUUGAUUCUGAUCUCAAAACUGUUCUACAGUUUAAACUUUCAGGAUCUCCCUGAAUUUUUUGAAGAUAAUAUGGAAACUUGGAUGAACAAUUUUCAUACCCUCUUGACAUUAGAUAAUAAGCUUCUACAAACUGAUGAUGAAGAGGAAGCAGGCUUAUUGGAGCUCUUAAAAUCCCAGAUUUGUGAUAAUGCUGCACUGUAUGCACAAAAGUAUGAUGAGGAGUUUCAACGGUACCUGCCUCGUUUCGUCACAGCCAUCUGGAAUUUACUAGUUACAACAGGUCAAGAAGUCAAAUAUGACUUGUUGGUAAGUAAUGCAAUUCAAUUUCUGGCUUCAGUUUGUGAGAGACCUCACUAUAAGAAUCUGUUUGAGGACCAGAACACACUGACAAGUAUCUGUGAAAAGGUUAUUGUGCCUAACAUGGAAUUUAGAGCUGCUGAUGAAGAAGCCUUUGAAGAUAAUUCUGAAGAGUACAUAAGAAGAGAUUUGGAAGGAUCUGAUAUUGAUACUAGACGCAGGGCUGCGUGUGAUCUGGUACGAGGAUUAUGCAAGUUUUUUGAGGGCCCCGUGACAGGAAUCUUCUCUGGUUAUGUAAAUUCCAUGCUGCAGGAAUAUGCAAAAAAUCCAUCUGUCAACUGGAAACAUAAGGAUGCUGCCAUUUACCUAGUGACGUCUCUGGCAUCAAAAGCCCAAACACAGAAGCAUGGAAUUACACAAGCAAAUGAACUUGUAAACCUGACUGAGUUCUUUGUGAAUCACAUUCUCCCUGAUUUAAAGUCAGCCAACGUGAAUGAGUUUCCUGUUCUUAAAGCUGAUGGUAUCAAAUACAUUAUGAUUUUUAGGAAUCAAGUACCAAAAGAGCAGCUUUUAGUCUCUGUUCCUCUCUUGAUAAAUCAUCUUCAAGCUGAAAGUAUCGUUGUUCAUACUUACGCAGCACAUGCUCUGGAGCGGCUGUUCACCAUGAGGGGGCCUAACCACGCCGCUCUCUUUACAGCUGCAGAAAUCGCACCGUUUGUUGAGAUUCUGCUAACAAACCUUUUCAAAGCUCUCACACUUCCUGGCUCUUCAGAAAAUGAAUAUAUUAUGAAAGCUAUCAUGAGAAGUUUUUCCCUCCUACAAGAAGCCAUAAUCCCUUACAUCCCUACUCUCAUCACUCAGCUUACACAGAAGCUGUUAGCUGUUAGUAAGAACCCAAGCAAACCCCACUUUAAUCACUACAUGUUUGAAGCUAUAUGUUUAUCCAUAAGAAUAACGUGCAAAGCCAACCCUGCUGCUGUUGUCAGUUUUGAAGAGGCGUUGUUUCUGGUGUUUACUGACAUUUUACAGAACGAUGUACAAGAGUUCAUUCCCUAUGUCUUUCAAGUGAUGUCUUUGCUUCUGGAAACACAUAAAAAUGACAUCCCGUCUUCCUACAUGGCCUUAUUUCCUCACCUCCUUCAGCCAGUGCUUUGGGAAAGAACAGGCAAUAUCCCUGCACUGGUGAGGCUGCUUCAGGCGUUCCUGGAACGUGGGUCCAGCACGAUAGCGAGCACUGCGGCCGACAAAAUCCCUGGGUUAUUAGGUGUUUUCCAGAAGCUCAUUGCAUCCAAAGCCAAUGACCACCAAGGUUUUUAUCUUCUAAACAGCAUAAUAGAGCACAUGCCUCCUGAAUCAGUUGACCAAUACAGGAAGCAAAUCUUCAUUCUACUAUUCCAAAGACUUCAGAAUUCCAAAACAACAAAGUUUAUAAAGAGUUUCUUAGUCUUUAUUAAUUUGUAUUGCAUAAAAUACGGGGCACUGGCACUACAAGAAAUAUUUGAUGGUAUACAACCAAAAAUGUUUGGAAUGGUUUUGGAAAAAAUCAUUAUUCCUGAAAUUCAAAAAGUGUCUGGAAACGUAGAGAAAAAGAUUUGUGCAGUUGGCAUAACCAAAUUACUAACAGAAUGUCCCCCGAUGAUGGACACUGAGUAUACCAAACUAUGGACUCCUUUACUGCAGUCUCUGAUUGGCCUUUUUGAGUUACCUGAAGAUGAUUCCAUUCCUGAUGAAGAACAUUUUAUUGACAUAGAAGAUACACCAGGAUACCAGACUGCCUUCUCACAGUUGGCAUUUGCUGGGAAAAAAGAGCAUGAUCCUGUAGGUCCAAUGGUGUCCAACCCCAAGAUUCACUUGGCACAGUCACUUCACAAACUGUCUACUGCGUGUCCAGGAAGGGUUCCGUCAAUGGUGAGCACCAGCCUCAAUGCAGAAGCGCUCCAGUACCUCCAAGGGUACCUUCAGGCGGCCAGUGUGACACUGCUUUGAUCUGCAGUUUGACUAAUAAUAAAGCCCAGGACGUUUCUGAGGAAAGUUGGUAGGCUUCUGAACACAGCUGCUUAAAAACAAAGCAACUUUUCUUUUUGAAUGUGUCACUAGUUCCAUCUUUUAAAAAAUAUUAAAUGUUGCUUUAUUCUAAACCUUGAGCAAUUUAGGUGGUUUGUGUGAUCAUAAAAAGUGGUUAACUUUUUCAAUUUGCUGCUUCAAGGAACAAGUACUAAUAAUUCAGUAUAUGACACUGAGUUGAGCAUUUGCACUGUUCAGGUAAUUUAAAAUUUUUGACAAGACACUUAACUGUGGAGACAUUUUUUUUUCCUGUUACUAAAUCCUUUUGUUUUGAGGCUGAUGCCAAUUUGUGGUUUUCUUGUCCUUUGUAUUUUCGUGUUUCCGUAAGUAUUUGUAAUGUAAAUCACUUGUAUUACUUGCCAAGAAGUGCACAUUACAUAGUUUUAAAUCUGUAAUCAGCAAUAAAAAGAGCCCUAAACUUUAUGUAUCUAAGAACCGCUCAAGAACAGGUUUUUGGUGCUCCCUGAUACAAGGGAACAUUAACAACCCAAACUUUAUGUAUCUAAGAACCGCUCAAGAACAGGUUUUUGGUGCUCCCUGAUACAAGGGAACAUUAACAACCCUUCUUUGGGGUUGCUGCACGCCAGGUGGUAAAGCUAGUGCUGGGAGAAAGCAGCCCUGAACUCACUGACCUAUUCCUGGCUUUCCUCCUUGUAAAGUUAAUUGGAUGAUGGGAGAGAAAAACUUGAUAAAGUCUGUGGAAAGGUUUCCCAGAUCUGAUGGAGGUUUGUAUUUACCUUGGACCAGGAAAAUGUCCACCUUGCAGUCUGAGUCAACCCUUCUGCGUCUUGAGGGGAAAAUGAUUACUGCUUCUGGGUUUCUGCAGCAAAUGUCAGCCAAGAAGACAUCCAGGCCUGCCACUCCCAGACAUAGCUGGCAAGGACUUGUGACACAGUGAAGUAGGUAAACCUGCUCACCUCCUCCCAUGACCACAUCCAAGUUACAGCUGAAUUACAGAACCACCACCAGAAACCUGGAAACUAACUGAACGAAAUUCCUCUUACUUAAGGGUAUAAAGAACCAGGGUGAGAGUGGUAGGAGGCACAUCCACGUGAGCAGUAUUGGUUGUGGAAGGGUCCCCCCCAGAGGGGUGAGGGAUACCAGCCCCCCACUGGAUGCCCCAGCCCAGGGUAUCAGCUCAAAAUGUCCCAGGGUCCUACGGGGAGGGACUGAACUGACUAGCUUUGGGGUGAGGGUUGGAGGGGCCGAACAGCACCACUGCUUCCUCCAUGGCAACUUGAGCUAGCGCCCCUCUAAUCUCUCCACUGACCUUUCACUGAUCUCCACUCUGCCCCUGGGCCUCUGUUUCAGAGACACCCCUCCCCCCCAAACUGGUGCAACCAAGCAGCUUUUCCACAUAAGCAACCUCCUCCAUGGGUGCUGAGGCCUUUAUCCACAGAUUCCCAACAAGGAGUUAGUUGUCUGUCCUCACUUGUACCCUGGACCCCAAGCCUGGCACAAACAGCGAUCCCUCCCAAAGGGUGUGGUAACUCCCAUCAGGAGGCCCCAAGUCCAGCACUAGUAACAGCUGACCUCGGUUUGCAGCAGAGCCUCUCCCAGGAGCCUCCAAACCCAGCACAACCAACUGCAGGUCCCUUAUGUGCCCUAUGAACAACAGCUGACCUUGGCCUGCACUGGAGCCCCUCCUGAGACACUUCAGACCACAUCUGAACAGCUGCACAAACGACACACCUGGACUUGGCUAGAACCAGAACCCCGCUAAAGCAACUUCUGCUUCAUGGGAUCGACUCCCACAUAACAACUGGGAGUCUCACAACUCAUCAGCUGGAGGGUCAGUCCCACCCACCAACACGCGAACAGCAGUCAAGGCUCGGCGGCAACAGGAGGGCGCACAGCCUGCACAAGGGGUGGGGUGCUUCCGGAGCACCAGGCUCCCCCAACCAGAGAGACUAACCCACUAGGCGUCACAGACACAUACUAACAUAAGGCUACUCUGUCGAGACUGGCAGAUGUAGCAGAUCGACCUGACACAGAAACGAGCAUGGUAGUCAGCCACAAUAAGACAGUCUGGUCCCAAAGGACAGAACAAUAAAAAGUCGAAACAUGGCUAUAAGAGUUCUCAAUGAGCUUAGGGGGGAAAUAGGUGAACCAAAUGAAAACAACAAAAAACCUAGUCAGAAAUGAAUACGUUAGAGGGAAUCAACCACAGAUUAGGUGAAGCAGAGGGUCAAGUCAGCAAUGUGGAAGGCAAGGUAGCAGAAAAUCCAAAACAGAAAAAAGUGUCAGUGACCUGGGACAAGACCAAGAAUAAAUACACAACAAAACAAAAAGGUACUUGACAAAUCUGAAGAAGUUACUCGGGAUUCUGACAAAGCCUUACUCUACAACAGAAGGAACUGUCCCCUGAUCCCUCAGCAAGGUCCAAGGUCAGAGACUCCCACUGCUGCUGCACCUGUGGCAAGGCAGGGCGGGGCCAGCACUCCCAACCUUUAGAAUGGACACUCCAAGUGUGUGCUGCACAAUUCCAAACUCUUUGCAACUUACUCUGAAAUGUAAGUCAUUUAAAAAACUGCCUCUGCACAAAGACUACUAUUUCCUAUUGUCCUUGCAAGACUAGUGGGUAUUUCCAUCAAAGAUUUUGCUGAAUAUUUGUAGAAGAAUGUACAAAGGAAGUAUUUUUAGAAUAUUAAAUUUGGAUUAAGCAAGUAUUAAGCAAAGCAGUAUAAAUUUCCUAAAUUACAUACAAUUUUUGCUAAUAAAACUGGGAAUGCUGUUCAAAGUACAAAGCAGAAUAUGAAUUAGCUUCACAUGUAUAUUCUAUACACAAAAUGACACAUUGUAAGAAAAUAACUGCUGAUUUCAGGAAUGGAAACUCCACCACCUCCCAUCUUUGAGUUAGCCACUGGUUCUCAGAAACACAUUUCUUUAAAAGCCUAUUAGCUAACUUCUCCCUGCCAAUCCAGAAAUUUCAAGCAACGUGUGUUCUUUUGUGUUUUGUCUUAAGGGCACACAGGCUUUUAGGCACUAAAACCCAAGAUGAUGGCUAUGGAAAUUUCUAAAGGUGCAUGCAAACAAAAUGCUGCACACCUCUGUCCUUGGGUUUCUCCCCUGGAAGUCACCUUCUCCUGAGCUCACGUUAGUGCCUGCACAGCUGCAGCUGCAUAGUGCUCGGGAACAGCUGGUUUCCUUUCCCGUUGGUCACCAUUCCAGACUCCUUCCUACCCCAUGAGACCUUGGAAUCCAGACCAAAAUGUCUGUCACUGGGCAUUUGCCCUGCAAAAACCACGCACAUUAGCUCAGCGCACUGUAGCAAGAAACUGAGAUUCAGAAGCGACAAUUUGCAAGACUUUAAAAAACAACAAACCCAGCUAUAGGGAAAUCAUCUUCACUCGUCAACAUCUUGUGACUAAGAGGAACUUGACAGUGUCAGCACACCACCAUGGGGUGAGAGACUCCCAAGCCCGUCAGUCAUUCGGAUGACAAGGAGCCUCUGCCAGGGAGACCAGUGCUCUACAAACAUAAAGACUGCAUCUGCUCUCCCAAGGGCAGGAGUAUCGUUUGGGCUCAAAGGAUUCUCCCCGCACCUGAGAGAGAUCAUGUUGGGAUAAGACACAGUGCAGACUGCAUUCCCAUGCAACACUCUCAAAGCCUGUGGAGACAAAAGGUACCGCAGACUGAGUGAGCCCUCCACAGACGGCAGCUGUGGGGCCUGAGCAGAGGCAAGUUUGAGUUUACAGUCAGAACACUGAAGGACGUUCCAUCUGGACCUCUCCCCAAAGCAGCCAAAGAUGUAUCACCUUCAGAAAACCUCUUAUCGAAGGAACCCAGAAAUCCUUCCCAGCAUCCUCAUGUUAAGUGCAAAUUGUCACUUCUGUACUGCAGUCAAUGAGGGCCAAGUGAAAACAGCCAUAGGAAGCUCUCACAAAUACUUCUAAACUUGUCGCCGGUGUGCACACAGGGGCAGGGGCAGUGUGCCCUCAACAGAUCGCAAGACCACAAGGACGGGCACAGUAGGCGGCAAAAGGAGAACAUGGUUGGCAGUGCUGGGAGAUUGGCUACAACCUCCGUGUUGCAGAAAGUACCGAAAACAGAAAAGUAGUGAAGAACUCAUGGUUGCUGGAGGUAGCAGUAUGAAUACAUGGCUUUUAAAUAUAUGUACAAAUAAAUAAACGUGUACACGUAUGUACUGGGGUGGACAAAAGUAGGUUGACACUUGUGAGUAUGCAAAAGCUUAUUCUUGUAUUAAUACUGUUAUUUCCCAUAUGAACUGUAAACCUGUCUCUGCCAACUCCUGCAUAUACACAUAUAUGUACAUAAUUCCUAUGUCCAAGCUCAGAGGGCCUGGAAACAACAGCCCAGUAGCAGUGAGUGCUCCCAGCACCCAGAUCUUGCUUUUUAAAUGCCAUCCGUCACUAAAGGGACCAGGGCUCCUUGGAGAAAUGACUAAAUCUAGGAUUGGCAAAGGAAAAUGUCCUCUUUUCACUGCUUUUAUGCCUGUAGCGUUGAAUCCCCCCUACUCCUCAGCAUUUUUCCCUAACUUUCCGAUCCCUUCUGUUACUCCACCAGUCCAAUCCACAGGCUGGUCUUAUCAUCCUCUAAAAUCAAGAGACAGUCACUAGCCCUUCCUCAGCCAGGCUAGAAAGCAAUGCCUCACCUUUACUCCUGAGAGCACCAGAGGACGGGAAGGGACUCGAGGUGUCGGGAAGUCUCCUCCAGGUCAUUCUUUGGGUGUCAGGUUCAGAUGACAGGCAUGUCCCUUCACCCGGUGGCCACGUGCCAUGGCAGUGAUGCCCCCCACCACAUCGUGCUUCUGUGCCCUUACAUCGUCCCUUCAGUUACUGCUCGACAGGACCAAAAAAUGCAUUAGAUGUUUAUUGAUCAACAGAUACAAAUUUCAGGUCUUCAGAAUUUUGCCCAAAUGGAAUCACAAGCAUUACAAAUUUUCUUUUCUUAAAAAAAGGACGGGGCAGGUUGGGAGGGGACCCAACCUAGCAGUAGUGGCAUCUGAGAAUAAAUUAACAAAAAAAUUUAGUAUUACCAUUUAUUGGUGACAAACACUACGUUUUACUUACAUUCCAUGGGGACAAAAAAUUCCGGCGUAAACAAUGAAUCGAAGCAGUACUUAACUCGCAAGGCUACCGGUGCUUUCCAGCUGGACUGUGGGCAGGACCUUACCGCACACACUUCCAUGCGCAGUAACACAACACCAAAAGCAACAGUUUCAGAGAUAUGCACGGGUCGUUCUUUUCAGCCCUACAUGGAGAUGCAAUCAACAGUAUGAAGCACUCGGGAACACCAGCCUGCAGUUCCGUAUGGACCACAUGGAGACCACACCCUGUAGUGUAGCGAAAGCUGUGUUCUCAAGAGCCAUAUGUAUGUACACACGAUUUCAAUAAUCUUUAAAACAGAGAGCAAAGUUCAUUUAAGUUGUGCUGCAUUAACAAAAAUGAAAUAGAAAAGGAGCCAAAUGAUCAUUUAAAGUUUAAAAUUCCUAAAUUGUCCAAUUUGUACACCUGUGGGACGCUUCACCAAGGGCUCUGUGAAGUCCAGGACUGUUCCAGCCAAACCAAGGGCACAGUCUCCAUCACUGAAAUGGUCCUGGGUUAGUCCAAUGGAAUAAAAGGGGGUUUAAUCUCUGCCGGUUAAGUUACUGAUAAAGUCUCAUAAGUUUCUAAACUGUGCUAUGUAACUAGAUACAAUUGAGAAACUCAAAUGAAAAUUUAUAGUGUCAUUUCAAUCCAAAGAAAAUAAUACAACUAAGAAUAUGUAUCUCUUUUGGAAGAGAAAGCAGUGGUGACAGGUGAGUACCACGGGAGGUGGGGAGCUGUGGCAAGCGAGGGAGGUUAGCUCGUGCCGAGCGGGAAGCAUCUGAUUUUCCUCUGGUGCUCGCAGCUCUGGGCCGGCCGGUCUAAGGCCUCUCUCGGCGUGGGUGUCCAGGGUUUGUCCCGAAGUGUGUUAGCCGGUCUGAGAAGGGGUCCUGCUUUCUGCUUCCUUCUUUCACACAGGAAAAAAAAAAAAAAAAAAAAAAAAACCCAA
Molecule: messenger RNA, 9122 nt
Organism: Artibeus jamaicensis (Jamaican fruit-eating bat)
Lineage: Eukaryota; Metazoa; Chordata; Mammalia; Chiroptera; Phyllostomidae
Gene: CSE1L
Product: chromosome segregation 1 like
Exons: 25
Coding region: 132-3047 (971 amino acids)
Biological process (GO): protein export from nucleus; protein import into nucleus
Cellular component (GO): nuclear envelope; cytosol
Molecular function (GO): nuclear export signal receptor activity; small GTPase binding
Source: RefSeq, a predicted model, not a curated record